CUCUCGUCUCCUACCGCGUCUGCUGUUGUGGCAGACUUGUGCAAAGAGAAGAAACUGGUCACCUCUCGAUUCUCCUCCCUAUUAUCAUAAAUUUCUCUCCCCUAUAACACGCUCUCUUCGCUCUCACACGCAAAAAUGGGCGACAAGAAGAGAAAGCGACCACGAAAAUCGAAACCCGCAACUGACGAAGAAACCGCAUCCCCAGACCAUAACACCACCACCACAAGCAGCAACGCCACCACCUCCAAGAACGACGUCGUUGUCAUCCCUGCCCCCGAACCCGCCGAAACCAGUGACCCGGAGUCCCAUGGGCUACGCCGUGGCCGGUCCAAGAACAAGAAAAAGAAAUCGCCGCCGACCUCCGCGACGGUGCCGGAUCGGCGUAGCUCCCGGAUUGCAGAACAAAAUGGGGACUACGCAGCGACGGGGUCAGUGGCAGAGCCGCCGCUGAUGCCAAAGUGGGAGGGCAGCGGGGCCGCAGCGAAGGUGGUGCCGUCAAUGGACGCGGUGGUGAAGGUGUUCUGCGUGCACACGGAGCCGAAUUUCUCGCUACCGUGGCAGCGGAAGAGGCAGUACAGCUCCAGCAGCAGCGGGUUCAUCGUGGCGGGUCGGAGGGUGUUGACCAACGCUCACUCUGUUGAGCACCACACUCAGGUCAAGCUCAAGAAGCGUGGGUCUGAUACAAAGUACUUGGCCACCGUGCUGGCCAUUGGGACCGAAUGCGAUAUUGCAUUAUUGACGGUGAGUGAUGAUGACUUUUGGGAGGGAGUUUCACCUGUUGAGUUUGGAGAUUUGCCUGUACUGCAAGAUGCUGUGACUGUUGUAGGCUAUCCUAUUGGAGGAGAUACAAUAUCUGUGACUAGUGGUGUUGUUUCACGCAUGGAGAUACUCUCGUAUGUUCAUGGUUCUACCGAACUUCUGGGACUUCAGAUAGAUGCUGCAAUAAAUUCUGGGAAUUCUGGUGGACCUGCAUUUAAUGAUAAGGGAAAAUGUGUGGGGAUUGCAUUCCAGUCUCUUAAACACGAAGAUGUGGAAAAUAUAGGAUACGUAAUACCCACUCCCGUUAUCCUACAUUUUAUCAAAGACUAUGAAAAGAAUGGGGCUUAUACAGGAUUUCCCGUUCUUGGAGUUGAGUGGCAGAAAAUGGAAAAUCCUGAUCUGAGAAUGUCAAUGGGGAUGGCAUCUGACCAGAAAGGUGUGCGUAUUAGAAGAAUUGAACCCACAGCUCCAGAAUCUCAUGUUCUAAAGCCAUCUGAUGUGAUUAUUAGCUUUGACGGGGUCAAUAUUGCCAACGAUGGAACAGUUCCGUUCAGGCAUGGGGAGCGCAUUGGUUUCAGUUAUCUUGUCUCUCAGAAGUAUACUGGGGAUAGAGCUCUAGUAAAGGUUUUACGUAAUUCAGAGAUACUUGAAUUUAACAUAAAACUUGCAACUCAUAAGCGGCUUAUUCCAGCGCACAUCAAAGGCAGGCCUCCUUCCUACUAUAUAAUUGCUGGAUUUGUUUUUACUGCCGUUUCAGUCCCAUAUCUUAGAUCUGAGUAUGGUAAAGAUUAUGAGUUUGAUGCUCCAGUGAAGCUCCUAGAGAAACAUCUACAUGCUAUGGCACAAUCUGUUGAUGAGCAACUUGUUGUUGUUUCUCAGGUUCUGGUGUCUGACAUUAAUAUUGGAUAUGAGGAGAUAGUUAACACUCAGGUUCUUGCUUUCAAUGGUAAGCCUGUGAAGAAUCUGAAGAGCUUGGCCACGAUGGUUGAGAACUGUGAUGAUGAGUUUCUAAAGUUUGAUCUGGAAUACCAACAGAUAGUAGUACUAAAGACCAGCACUGCCAAGGCCGCAACCUUGGAUAUCCUCACAACACAUUGUAUACCGUCGGCAAUAUCUGAUGACCUGAAAGCAUGAAAUGAUUUGGCGAGAGCUAUUUCAAUUUUCACUGUUGCUUUGUGGUACGUUUUUCGAGGGGUACUAAACACGCGUUAUCAGAUUUUUGUACCAUGAGAUCUAUACAGUAGACGGUGAGCUGAACAAUGAAGCACGCAGAGGAGAUAUUGAAAUCUGACGGGGAGUAUUUGGGGGAAUUUGAAAUGCAUCAGCUGCUUAGAUGCAUCUUGUCAUUUUCAUUGGCGGUUGAAUGCUUUCUACUCUAUUCAUGUCUAUCAUUUAAUAUCUUUCCUCAUUCAGAAACAUUAUAUUCCUUGUGGAGGAAUGGAUAGGAGAGGGUAGGGACUAGGGAAUAUUUUUCCCUAUUUAGAGAAAUUGUUCCCCCCCAAAAAUUUGACAUUGUGGUGUAUUAUUUUUCUUUAGUUAGGACGAGGCAUGUAGACUCUUCAUAUUGAGGAUAUUAAUGUUUGAUUUGUAAUAAAAGGCAAAUAAUUUGAAAUA
Molecule: messenger RNA, 2373 nt
Organism: Arachis stenosperma
Lineage: Eukaryota; Viridiplantae; Streptophyta; Magnoliopsida; Fabales; Fabaceae
Product: protease Do-like 9
Exons: 9
Coding region: 136-1893 (585 amino acids)
Biological process (GO): proteolysis
Molecular function (GO): serine-type endopeptidase activity; protein binding
Source: RefSeq, a predicted model, not a curated record